This is a messenger RNA of Hordeum vulgare subsp. vulgare (domesticated barley), 1393 nucleotides long. Its product is annotated as mannan endo-1,4-beta-mannosidase 7-like. The transcript is spliced from 2 exons. Gene Ontology annotation, molecular function: hydrolase activity, hydrolyzing O-glycosyl compounds. Bases 224 to 589 code for a protein of 121 amino acids. The record is from RefSeq and is a predicted model, not a curated record. Lineage: Eukaryota; Viridiplantae; Streptophyta; Magnoliopsida; Poales; Poaceae.
ACUAACAUUAAGUUUGUUUCAGCCUUUGGGUCUACUGGAAAGUUCCUGGUACUCGGAAUAUUUUAUCACAGCAUGUGGGAAUAAAAAAACCAAAAAAUUCCUAGACAUAUAAAUAGUUUGUUGUAAAUCCAUUAAACAGCGCCUGCCAGGAGUAAUAUCAAAGGCUCUUCUCUCCUUCUAUCCAGAAGAUCAGGCCGGAACCCUAGCUAUCUAGCCCGACGCCAUGGAGACCACAGGAGGACCUAAACCCGACCAUGGAUGGCGUGGAUCAAAUCGACAGGAGGUGGAUCCUCCAAGACCUAACUCCUCCCCCAUGCAUUUUUCGGCACUGGAUUUCGUGGUGAGCGAGGCAAGAAGGUAUAAGAUGCGGUUAAUACUGUCACUAUGUAAUAUUUGGGAAGAUUAUGGAGGGAAGGCACAGUAUGUAAGAUGGGGCAAGGAGGCUGGCGUGGAUCUUACUUCUGACGAUGACUUCUUCUCUGAUCCAACACUUAAAGGGUACUACAAAGCUUUUGUUGAGGUAAAUUUCGGGUUCCUUACCUCAGAUAGCCAUCGGAAAUGGGUUCUUGAUAUCUAUCAUGUUGCGUGACCAAUGGAAAUCAUAAUAUGCUUAGCUAUAUGAAAUGAUACCAGCAAAUUGUUAUUGCUAAUUGAGGUGUACUUAGGUAGACCCAUCCCCCCUCCACAAAACAUAGAAGGGCAACGUAUACCCACCUCGUACUUUACACUGCAGGCCGUCGUACGUACGUAAUACGAGGUGGGUACAAUGUGAGGUAUGUACGACGGUAUGUUAGUGUACAAUACGAGGUGGGUAUACGUUUCCCCUUCUAUGUUUUGUGUCUAAGUGUUGCUAAUUUUAGUUUGCCAUCUCUGAAUUCUAUAGUACUGUAUUCCUGUUAUACCACAGUUCCAAUACUGUGCAUAUGGUUCCGUGAAACUUUCAUGCACACAAUGUACAACAAUUUAUUGGGCUCUUGGGAGAGUGGAAUGGUUGGACGAGGCUGCCUUCUAUGGCAGCUCUUCCGUGAAGGUGCAGAACACAUGGACGAUGGUUAUGUAGUUAUUUUUGCCAAAUCACCAUCCACAUUCAACCUACUUGCAAAUCACUCAAGGAAGCUAGAAUGAUGAGAGCAUGCUCCUUCCCCUUCCCCUGCUACGGCUCCGUUCGGUAUACAGGAAUGUCGCAGGAACUUUUAAAUGACCAGUUUCCGUAGGAACUUUUAAAGGACCAGUUCAGUAUGCAUGGUUUUUGAAGCCAAGAUUUUACUAUAAAGUUGAAUGCCUUAUGUAUAUCAUGUACCCUAAUAGCUGGUCUCUGGUUCAAAAGAACGUGAUACCAUGAAAAAAGGUAGAGAUUGAAUUGUGCAAUAAAAAUUUGCCCCUCCAUCCUGCA